Jaminaea rosea is the source of this 4741-nucleotide messenger RNA. RefSeq lists its product as hypothetical. NCBI's taxonomy places the organism in Eukaryota, Fungi, Basidiomycota, Exobasidiomycetes, Microstromatales. The transcript has 2 exons. Bases 375 to 4550 code for a protein of 1391 amino acids. Gene Ontology annotation, biological process: phosphorelay signal transduction system; phosphorylation. The record is from RefSeq and is a predicted model, not a curated record. Gene Ontology annotation, molecular function: phosphorelay sensor kinase activity; protein binding.
GACGCAGGCCUCGAGAGGAAGACGUGCGAGAACCAGACGCAACAGACGAAGUCACGUCUGCUCCUCUAGCCCUCUCAACGAGCUACGACAGCAACCAAUCCGAGGGCAGCUCUGGCUUCAAGCGACAGAGGACGACCCCCGCACGCGAGACUGUGCCCCCAGCCUCUCUCAGCUCGCCUUCAUCUAAAGCUUCCCGUCCUAAGAUCCGACGAGCGCCUAGCAGCUAUCGCUUGACCGACUCGUUUGCCAACUCUUCUCUCUCCGAGAACUUGACCAGAGCAGCAAAGAACGGCAAGGCUGAUCUAGACUCGCCGAACCACAAGCAGCAAUCCUCGCACCAUCAUACCGCAUACACCCCGUCACCUUUGGCCACUAUGAUGGACCUCGAUGAGUCUCUGCGGGCUCUUUACUUUGCUCCGAUCCCAUUGAUCGUCCUCGACUCGAACCGCUACAUUCGCAUGCUCAAUCGACCUGCCGAAAGACUUCUCGCAACAACUUCACAGGCCAGCGUCGGCAUUCGUCUCGAAGGUUGGGUAUUGCCUGCCUUUAGACAAGGAUUCACUCAGGCAUUGAAUGAUGCAGCGCAGUCUUCGCGCGGCAAGAACUGGAAUCUCCCGAUCUACACUCGCCUGACCUUCAUGGAGGGCGUCAGCGAGACGGCCGAGCCACAACCCGACCAUGUCGUUGGCGCAGAGUGCUCCAUCUCUGCCUGGUUCCCAGCCGACCAGCUCUUUGCAAGCUCUACAACGACAUUCGAAGGCGGCGAUACCGGGGACAGCUUCGCUUCUGGUCCUGCGUCGCCAACGAGUACCAUGGACCUCUCGCCUCAAACGACGCCUAUGUUCGAGCAGACGCGCAGCCUCGACGCUGUUGUCAAAAGCUCAAAGGCCUCCGCGCCGCCUCAGAACCUUUUACACGAAGCUUACUACACACUCAGUCUCAUGCCGACCCAGACGAGGGAGCGUAGAAUGAGCCCGACCGAAGCGAAGAUUAGUAAGGCAGACGUCCUUAGAGACUCGCUCUUGCACACGUUGGACAUGCCUCUCAUGGCGCUCUCUCGUGACGGCAACACGCUCGUGCGAAACCGAGCCUGCGACGAGACUCUGAAGUGGUUUGAGAAGAAGGCUCCCAUUCCGAACGUCUUGCCACCAGAGGCACCUGAUCCGCUGGCGGAAAGUCCAUCAGUGGAUCUGAGUUGGCUCACCGACGCCAUGACUUGCUACACCGAGGACUUCUCUCAGCUUUUCCCUCCUCACAAGUUCCCAAUCUACCGCGCUGCCGUCCUCGGAGAGAGACCGCCGGUGGUCAACGUCGGAUGCGUAGCCGCGGGCACUGGUCUCCGUCGCGUGUUCAAAGUCGAUGGCCAGCCGAUAAGGGACGCUGGCGGUUACGGUGAGCAUGUCGGUGGUGUCAUUCAGAUUACAGAUGUCACCGAGGAGCUCCAGCAGCGCAAGGCUAUGGCUCAGAAGCAAGGAACUGAAUACUUCCAGACUAUCUGCGAGUCACUUGCACAGCUCGUCUGGGUCACAGAUCCUUCGGGCUACCACGAAUGGUACAAUCAGCAAUGGUACGAUUACACGGGAGCAACAAAAGAGCAGUGUCUGGGCGUAGGCUGGUCAGGAGUCUUCCACCCCGAGGACAUGCCAGAGACGUCGAAGAGAUGGUCACAUUCCCUGCGCACCGGAGAACUCUAUUCGACCGAGUACCGCUGCCGCCGCCACGAUGGACAAUAUCGUUGGUUCUUGGGUCGAGCUCUUCCCCUGCGUGAUCCAGAGACUGGAGCCAUCACCAAGUGGUUCGGCACCUGCACCGACAUCCAUGACACUGUGGUAGCUCUCGCGGCCAGUCGGCAGUCUCAAGACCGUCUCGAGAAUGUCAUCAACCACGCCGCCAUGACUCUCUGGGCCGUCGACUUGAACGGCAUCAUCACCGUCGCCGAAGGGCCAGGCGUUCGUCAACUCAAGCUUCUCGGCCCUGGUACCCCUGGAGGGACUGGCUCGGACGAGAGUGGCUCGUCAGGCUCCAAGCGCUCAUUUAUGAUGCUCUCCUCGGGCAAGGAGGCAGCGACGACGGCCUCGGGCGAGGAGAGCCAGAGCGACCACGGAGCAUUCAGUCCCAGUGCCAGUCACACGACCGCUUCACGCUCAAAGGUCUCGCAGCACCGCAAGCAAAAUCGCAGCAUGAUCGGCAAGUCCAUCUACUCGGUCUGGGGUGAUGCGCCUCGCGUCUUCAUUGCCAAGGCCCUCGCUGGCGAGUCGUGCGUCGAAGAGAGUGAGAUCGAAGGUCGAUGGUUCCGAACGCAGUAUUCGGCCAUCCGCAACGAAGAAGUCACUGAGGGUGGCGAUGGUCAAGGAAAGAUCAUCGGUGUCGUGGGAGCAAGCAUGGACAUUACAGAUCGUAAGCGCGCCCAAGAACAGAUGGAGCAGUCGCUCAAAGACAAGGCCAGGGCAAAGGCUGCAGAGACGGCAGCAAAGGAGGCCAGCAGGCUCAAGUCUGAAUUCCUCGCCAACAUGUCACAUGAGAUCCGUACUCCCAUCGCUGGGGUCAUCGGCCUCUCCGAGCUUCUCCUCGAUACCAAAGGCUUGACAGGCGAGGCGCGCGACCUAACGGAGAACAUCCAGCGAUCCGCUGACGCUCUUCUCACUGUCAUCAACGACGUGUUGGAUUUCUCCAAGGUCGAGAUUGGCAAGCUCGAUAUGGAGAAGACGCCGUUCUCGCUCAACCUCGUCUGCCGCGACACGAUCAAGAUGCUUUCCUUCGCCACUUCCAAGAAGGGCCUUGCCUUCUCAGAGCAGUGCGAUCUGCGACACCAAGGCCUGCUGUUGGGCGACGCUGGCCGUGUACGUCAAGUUCUCACCAACUUGCUCACCAACGCUAUCAAGUUCACAGAGAAGGGCUCUAUCAGCCUGACGAUCCGCGAGAUCUCUGAGGACGACCAGAACAUCACUGUCCGCUUCGACGUUCAGGACACGGGGUGCGGUAUCUCGCAGGCAACCCUGGGCAAGCUCUUCCAGCCUUUCAGCCAAGCCGAUCCUUCGACGGCUCGUCGCUUUGGAGGCACUGGCCUAGGCCUGACGAUCUGCAAGAACUUGGUCGAGCUGAUGCACGGGCAGAUUGGACUCGACUCAGUGGAAGGCCAAGGGUCCAAGGCUUGGUUCUCGAUCCCUUUCGUCAAGGCGCAGGAAAGCAUCAAGGCUGCUCCUGACACGCCGGCUUCUGCGACACCGGCUUCAUUGGGCGUCAGCAGCGAUCCUCUGCGUCGAGAGAAGCAAGACGUUUGGAUCCUCGUCGCAGAAGACAACGUGAUCAAUGCUCAGAUCGCCCUCAAGACUCUCAAGAAGAUUGGCUUCAACGCACGCAUCGCCGAGAACGGCAACCGAGCACUCGAGGAGCUGGCGCGACAGCCGUACGACCUCGUCCUUAUGGACUGCAUGAUGCCAGAGUGCGACGGCUAUGAGGCGACGACGCGUCUGCGCAAAUCCGAGAACCAGGAGGUGAGGACACUGCCUGUCAUUGCGCUCACCGCCUCUGCCAUCAAGGGCGACCGCGAGCGAGCUCUCGCUGCAGGCAUGAACGACUACCUCAGCAAGCCCGUCAAGAGGCCCGCCCUCGAAGCCAUGCUGUCCAAGUGGUUGUUUGACCAGAGCACCAGACAAGCCCUAUCGCGGUACCUCGCGCCGGUGAGCCCCUCGGUGAGGUCAGAACGCUCGUCUUUUGACAUCAACAUGGCCGAUGAGCAUGCGGUGGGCCGAGCGGCAGGAGGUGACCUCUCCAAUCUAGGCAUGGAUCCUGCGGGGGCCGCCGCUGCCGCUGCCGCCAUCAAUGCUGCCCUUGGCGUUGGGACCAGUGGGGACGCGCGCUCGACACUGAGCGAUGAUGGGCCACGCAACCAUAACGACGAUGCCGAUGAGGCAAUGGCUCCGACCCCGAGUGCUCAAGAUGUUCCCGAGCUGACCGAGGCGGCCAAAGCGGCGAUCCAAGCCGGAGACCUCGAUACCCUCAUGAAAGAGGCCCACGCCAUGGCUACCACUCCUUCGUCAACGGGCUCUGCCUCUGCGGCUUCCAAUGCGCAAGGCCUAGUAGCUGCCCUCGAGAGAAGCGGCACGGCUAACACAGCAGCACUAGCAGCCGCAUUGCAGCCCAGGCGCUCUUCAGCAGACGACGCCAAAAAAGUCCGCAUAGCAGAGGAAGCGACGAAAGUGCUGGCUGCAGGCGCCUUGAAGCGCCCAACUGUAGGCCCGAGGAGCAAGUCGCACGGGUCAGCCGCUGAUGGUAGUCAUGGCAGCGAGAGCGGCAUCAGCACCCCUGGCGCGGGCGGCAGCGCCGGGACGAUGGCGCCGGGCUACCCAAUUGCGCCAUCGAUGGUGAGACGGUCUAGUCGCGCGCAAGGGGGCAUGGGUCGUGAUCUCGACUCGGAGAUGCUGCGCGCCUUGGACCGUCAGCCCGAGAUGUCGCAGAAGAGCACUAUCACCCCGCCGGAUGAGGAGGCAGAGUCGAAUAUUGCUGCGGAUCAGGCUGCCGUUGUCGAGAAGCAGGGCGAUCAGCAGUAGCAGCAGUAGCAACAGUAGCAGGCAGCGGUCCCUCUCGUCUACAUUGCUCCAUUCUCACUCCCCUAGAUUCACUUCUGUUGCCUUGCCUGCGCCUCUUCGGAGGCCCAGUUAUAAUUCUCCUCUGUCCUAUCUCUCUUUUGUCUCUCCCAUCUUCUGUUCGGACUCGCUUUCUCAACACAGUCACCCAUUUG